AUUUUAAUAAUAAUUUUUCUCUCUAAUCUUGAUCUGAAAACCAUACACCAAUUAAUUAUUGAAGAAUGAGAAAGGAGGUGGUGGUGGUUGUGAGCACAACUCUUGCUGUGGUAGUAGUGGGAGCACUAUUGAAGAGGUGGAAACGGUGGAAAGAACAACAAUUAAGUCAAACAAGGAACAUUAUUCGAAAGUUUGCAAGGGAAUGUGGCACCCCAGUAACAAAACUUUGGAAUGUUGCUGAUGACUUGGUGUCUAGCAUGGAAGCCUCUCUUGCUUCUUCUUCCACCGAAACAACUUCCACUCUCAAUAUGAUCAUUUCCAACGUUACAUCCCUCCCUAAUGGAGAAGAGGAAGGUCUAUUUUAUGGAGUGAAUUUGCAAGGCAGAAACUUGUUAAUGUUGUGCGCGCGGCUUGGUGGAAAGAACAAGCCUAUCUCUUGUUUACACAGAGAAGAGAUUUCUAUCCCCAAUGCUGUCUUGGCUGGUACUACAACUCAGGAGGUAAUUGAGUUUGUAGCUACAGAGAUAGCUAAGUUCGUUUCGAGUCAUCCUGAGAAUGAGACAGAUGAUGCAGCCGUCAAGAAGAAGAAAUUGGGCUUCACUUUAUCAUAUCCAGUAGAUCAAGCUAUGCCUUUCAGCAGUACUUCAUUUCAUCAAAAAAGCGUCAACGACCCAGUUCGCAAAGGAUUGGUGAAAGACAUCAAUCGAGCAUUGAAGAAUCGUGGAAUAAAGAUCCGUGUUUAUGCACUGGUUGAUGACACUAUUGGAGGUUUGGCUGGAGGAAGAUACUACAACAGGGACAGUGUAGCUGCAAUUACCCUUGGCAUGAGCAUUAAUGCAGCUUAUGUAGAAACAGUACAACAAGAUUAUGCAAGUGUACUUGCACAAUCUUCCAAUUCAAAUGAACAGGUAAUUAGCGUGGAGUGGGGAAACUUCAGAUCCCCUCAUCUUCCUCUAACGUCGUUUGACACUAGUUUAGAUGCUGAAAGCUCAAAUCCUGGAAGCGCGAUUUUUGAAAAGCUAACGUCAGGAAUGUAUUUGGGAGAAAUUGUGAGACGCGUCUUGUUGAAGAUGGCCCAAGAAACAGCCCUUUUUAGAGGGACUGUGCCUCCAAAAUUGAUGACUCCAUACUCACUAAGGUCACCAGAUAUGGCUGCUAUGCAUCAAGAUACAUCAGAGGAUCGUGAAGUAGUAGCUGAAAAACUCAAAGAAAUAUUUGGGAUAAGUAGCAGCAGUCCGAUGGCACGCGAAGUGGUUGCAGAGGUUUGUGACAUAGUAACAGAGCGGGGUGCUCGCUUAGCCGGAGCUGGAAUUGUAUCCAUAAUUAAGAAGCUUGGAAGAAUUGAAAAUAGAAAAAGUGUAGUGACAGUAGAAGGUGGACUUUAUGAGCAUUACCGAAUUUUCAGAAAUUAUCUUCAUAGUAGUGUUUGGGAAAUGCUUGGCAAUGAUCUUUCUGAUAAUGUUAUCAUAGAACAUUCUCAUGGUGGUUCUGGUACUGGAGCUCUAUUUCUUGCUGCUGCUGCUACUCAUACUCACACACAACCUGCAAAAUCUUGAAUUCUAUGUUUUAAUCAAAACAUCAAAGGACUUUUUGUUUGUUAUUUUCAAAAGAUAAAGUACAUGUGUUUGGACAUGAAA
Cicer arietinum (chickpea) is the source of this 1637-nucleotide messenger RNA. Its product is annotated as probable hexokinase-like 2 protein. The record is from RefSeq and is a predicted model, not a curated record. Gene Ontology annotation, molecular function: D-glucose binding; hexokinase activity; ATP binding. Gene Ontology annotation, biological process: intracellular glucose homeostasis; carbohydrate metabolic process. Gene Ontology annotation, cellular component: cytosol; mitochondrion. NCBI's taxonomy places the organism in Eukaryota, Viridiplantae, Streptophyta, Magnoliopsida, Fabales, Fabaceae.